This is a messenger RNA of Astyanax mexicanus (Mexican tetra), 1273 nucleotides long. RefSeq names its product guanine nucleotide binding protein (G protein), gamma 3 (gene gng3). The record is from RefSeq and is a predicted model, not a curated record. The transcript is spliced from 3 exons. Lineage: Eukaryota; Metazoa; Chordata; Actinopteri; Characiformes; Acestrorhamphidae. The coding region runs from base 197 to 424 and encodes 75 amino acids. Gene Ontology annotation, biological process: G protein-coupled receptor signaling pathway. Gene Ontology annotation, molecular function: G-protein beta-subunit binding. Gene Ontology annotation, cellular component: heterotrimeric G-protein complex.
GAGGCUGGUGCUCAGUUUAGCAGAAUUGCAGUGCAUUGGACUGUACAGAGCAGAGAGUAGCAUCCACACUGUCUAUGAGGGUGGGGUCCGGCUGCACUGGGAGCAGAAAACACAGCCGAGCAGAGGGAGAGAAAGGAGAAGAAAUAAGGAGAGAAGAGGAGGGAGAGCUAGCAGCAGAAGAGGAACACAACAAGGGAUGAAAGGAGACACCCCUGUGAACAGCACCAUGAGUGUCGGUCAGGCCAGGAAGCUGGUGGAACAGCUGAAGAUUGAAGCCAGUUUUUGUCGGAUCAAGGUAUCCAAGGCAGCUGCAGAUUUGAUGGCUUACUGUGAUGCACAUGCCUGUGAGGACCCCCUCAUCACCCCUGUGCCCACCUCAGAAAACCCCUUCAGGGAGAAAAAGUUCUUCUGCGCCCUCCUCUGAGCACGACUCCGGAAGAAUGGAAUUAGCCUCAUUUAGAUGAUUCUGAUUUGUGUACACACAUACAAACACACACACACAUGCAUACAUAUAUACACACACUCACAAAUCUAACACAAAAUAUCACACGUGAAAGUUUUUACAUUUCUGGCUCUAUAAAAAGUGUGUUUCCAGAAUUUUAUCAUUUUAAAGUGGCCAAGGCUGAGCAUUCAUAACUUUAAGACCUGACGUGUGGAUAUUUUGUGUUAUUUUCUGUGUUCUUCAAGAGACGCUGUGUCUCUGUGAAAGGGGCUCUGUAGUAGGCAGAAAUUAACAACUACUACAUCAUAUAGGGUUAACAAACACACACGAUUUUUCUAAACCAUGAAAAGGAAACAGGUGAUGGGAUUGGAUGUUUUAAUUAUUUCAACUUUUAUUACACAUUUAAAUAAUAUUUUUUUUGCUUUAGUGAGUUUGUCCCUCACAUGCUAAAUAAUUGUGAUUUAUAAAUUCUGUAUAUUUGGAUUUUCGCUUUAAAGUAUCCCUUGAAACGACUGUGUGCUUGUAGACUAACGAGAGGGAAGAGUGUUUGAUUGUUUGGAUGUAUUGGUCAACUGUAAUGCACGAUCAUCUGAAACAUGUUAAUAAGGGGUUUGCGAAAUGGAAACAGCUAGGAAGAACCCAAUAUGCCGUAUGGAUUUAAGUUUUGGCUCUCCGUUUGUUAUCAGAAUGCCCAUUGUGAACAGUAUCAGAUGACUGGUUUAAGAGUCUUACUGCAAACAUAAAACCUUUUUGUGGUCCAACCUGGGGGUUUACAAAAAUACUGGGUACAGAAUCAAGAGAAAAUAAAGUAAAUGCUACCAAGACAGGCAA